UUGGAGGCUUGUUUAUAUUCAUAUGAUGCCACUAAUCCUUAUCCUGGAUUUCAUUUCAUGGAUUUAUGUCCAUCCGUUGAAAGUGCUCAUCAUUUAAUCAAGCCGAAAAAACUAUCGAUCAACCAAACAAUCAAAAAUAAUUCACUGAGAAAUUUAGUUCUGGAUCAUCCGGAAAAUUAUGUAUCAGAUAAUUGGACUGAUUUGCGAAACUUGUUAAUCAAGUAUCCGAAAUUGAAAAAUCUCGCAAUUAGAGGCGAUUAUGGGCUUGAUGAUUCUAAUUUGACGGAAUUACUUGACCUUAUACCCGAAAUUGUUAUUCUUGAUCUUCGCCAGUCAACCAGAUUAUCGGAAAAAUCGAAAGAUAUUGUUAAUCGAUAUUGUCAAAGGAAGAAUAGAGAAAUUUGGUUCUACAAUAGGCCCGAUCAACGUAUCGAACACGAUUGGCCUGAACUUGCAUCUCAAACUAAUCAACGAAUCUGUCAAGGGUUCGAUUUCAUGAGAAAUUGUUUUCUUAAAACAUUUCAACAACUUCCUUAUCUUAUUGAUCCAAUCGAAGAUGAUUAAUUGUAUUAAAACAAAACGAAAUGUUGAUUAAGAUGAAGAUAAUUCUAGAAAUUGGUAACUUGAUCACAAUUCUGUUCUGUAAUCAACUAUUGAUUCCCUCACUAAUCAUGAUAGCUGAAAGAUAGUUCAUCUAGAGAUGAAGAUCUCAAUGAGGAGGGAGAAUGGGAGCCGAGAAAAAAAGGCUUCUCUCAUGUCAAUAAAUAGAAGAUGAUAGAAGAUUAAUUCUUUGAGUCCGUUUUCAUCAGCAUGAUUAAUGACACCUUAUUACGAUUUCUUUACCAAAAAUCUAAUCAAUCGGGUGAAAAAUCAAUCAAUAAUAUAAUUAACAGUAUCAUUUACCCAUAAGAAAAG
Molecule: messenger RNA, 915 nt
Organism: Panonychus citri (citrus red mite)
Lineage: Eukaryota; Metazoa; Arthropoda; Arachnida; Trombidiformes; Tetranychidae
Exons: 2
Coding region: 58-564 (168 amino acids)
Source: RefSeq, a predicted model, not a curated record